GGGGCGGGAGCUGCGCGCAGAUCCCACGUGUGACGCCAGAGCUCUCGCUUCGGUAAUAUUCCUCGAGUUGGGGCUGCAGUGCCCGUGAGUGUUUGUAUGCGUGUGUUUGGAGUUGGUAGGGUUUUGAACUAUGGAAGCGGACGCGAGUCAACUCACCUCCGGGAGCCCGAAUGAUUCGCAACACGACCCGGGUAAAAUGUUUAUCGGUGGCCUCAGCUGGCAAACCUCACCAGACAGCCUUAGAGACUAUUUCAGUAAAUUCGGGGAGAUCAGAGAAUGUAUGGUGAUGCGCGACCCCACUACCAAACGCUCCAGAGGGUUUGGCUUUAUCACGUUUGCAGAUGUUUCCAGUGUAGAUAAAGUCUUAGAGCAACCACACCAUGAAUUAGACUCCAAGACGAUUGAUCCUAAGGUCGCCUUUCCUCGACGUGCUCAACCCAAGAUGGUAACAAGAACAAAGAAAGUAUUUGUGGGUGGAUUAUCAGCGAGCACAGUUGUUGAAGAUGUGAAACAGUAUUUUGAACAGUUCGGAAAGGUAGAGGAUGCCAUGUUAAUGUUUGACAAAACUACAAACAGACAUAGAGGCUUCGGGUUCGUGACGUUUGAGAAUGAAGACAUUGUAGAGAAAGUCUGUGAAAUUCAUUUUCACGAAAUCAAUAAUAAAAUGGUAGAAUGUAAGAAAGCCCAACCAAAGGAGGUGAUGUUUCCUCCAGGCACGAGGGGAAGGGCGAGAAGUCUUCCGUACACCAUGGAUGCCUUCAUGCUGGGCAUGGGCAUGUUGAGUUAUCCAAACAUCGUGGCAACGUAUGGUCGUGGAUACACAGGAUUUUCUCCUAGCUACAGUUACCAGUUUCCAGGUUUCCCAGCGACGGCGUACGGACCUGUGGCGGCAGCAGCAGUUGCAGCGGCGCGAGGCUCAGGUAGGGCGACCAGGGGAAGAAGCGGCUACAUGGCGUACCCACAGAACGCAGGGCCAGGGUUCCAUGAUUACGGCUUUUAUUCUGGGCCCGGUGACCAGCGCGGCGCUCCCUGCUCCUUUGCCGACUAUGCCACCCUGGGGCCCCAUACGGGUCAGAUGCUGCAAAGCGAGCACAUCACCUCUACCUGCAACUCACCCUCCCAGCACCACCCAAGCCCGGACCACUUUAAGAACUCAGGUGCUAAUCCUCCCCGACCUGGAGGUUUCCCCGUUGCAAACAGUCCUGGACCCGUGGCAGACUUGUAUGGCCCCAGCAGUCAGGACUCAGCUGUGGGAAAUUACAUCAGUGCUGCCAGCCCCCAGCCGGGCUCGGGGUUCAAUCACAGUAUCGCAGGUCCUUUGAUUGCUACAGCAUUUACAAAUGGAUACCACUGAAAGCUAACCGGAGCGGUGGCAC
Carassius carassius (crucian carp) is the source of this 1376-nucleotide messenger RNA. Its product is annotated as RNA-binding protein Musashi homolog 2-like. Gene Ontology annotation, molecular function: RNA binding. The record is from RefSeq and is a predicted model, not a curated record. The coding region runs from base 131 to 1354 and encodes 407 amino acids. Gene Ontology annotation, cellular component: cytoplasm. The transcript has 14 exons. Lineage: Eukaryota; Metazoa; Chordata; Actinopteri; Cypriniformes; Cyprinidae.